GUGGAGCAAGGACGGAUGACAGACCCGUCCAGUCCGGCGUUUCACCUCUCUUUCAUUCGCGCGCCUCCGAGUCGUCGAGUCUCUAUAAAAUCAGCAAAACAGUAGUACUUGUGGUGGCGCCUUUCCUCUCUGUCUUUUCUCUCCCUCCAUCUCCAUCUUCAUCGCAUCUGUAGCCUGAAAUAUGUCAACGAACGGAACUGCGACGAACGAUAUCGAGUUCAUCUUCCUCGGGACCGGAACGUCAUCUUCGCUUCCCCAUCUCGACUGCUUGACUGCUCCGCCAGACUCGGACAGGGAACCCUGUCGGACCUGUCUCUCUACGCUCACGCCUGAGGGGAAGAAGAACAUCAGGAGGAACACCUCGGGCGUCGUACGGAUAGACGGUAAAGACGGGAGGAAAUGGACGGUGGUCAUCGAUGUCGGCAAGAACUUCCAAGCUGCUGCGUUGGAAUGGUUUCCGAAGUAUGGUCUGCGGAGGAUAGACGCUGUAUUGUUGACUCAUGCUCAUGCGGAUGCCAUAAACGGUCUGGAUGACCUCAGAGGCUGGACAUUGCAUAAGGCUAUACAAUCCCAUAUCGACAUCUACGCCUCGCAGGCUACAUUCGUCGAAGUACAACGAUCCUUCCCCUAUCUCGUAUCCAAAGAGUUCGCGUCUGGCGGUGGAGACGUCCCCGACUUCAAGUGGCACAUCAUCUCUGACAAGACACCCUUCGAGAUCGAAGACUCCGGGAUCGAAGUCUUGCCUUUCAACGUACACCACGGCCGUAUAUUCUCCGUCGCCCCUCCACCAGGUUACCUCCCCACCCCCGGCAGCACCGUCCCCUCCACCCCCACCCACCUCUCCGGCGCCACGACCCCCGAACACCCAACCUCACCCCCCGAUCUUCCCAAGCCGCUUCCCAUCUCCCACCCAUCAUCCUCUCACCCAUCCAAAGCAGUCAUCCAUCCGUAUCUCUGCUUCGGAUUCCAGAUCCAGAAAUCGAUAAUCUAUCUCUCGGAUGUAUCGUUCAUACCCGAGGAUACGUGGUCGCUCUUAUUAUCCGAUCAGAAGACGCCGACGCCACCGAGUACGCUUACUUCGACCUCUGCAGCUAUACCUCCAGACGCAGGAACAGCUAUUACCACCACCACUACUGCCGCUACCACGGCCACAAGUACACGACCACCGCUGCUCAUCCUCGACUGUCUCCGCCUGCUGCCGUUCACGUCCCAUCUCGGAAUUAGAGAGGCCGUGACGUACGCUCGUCGUAUGAACGCCGUUCGCACGUAUCUCACAGGGUUCGGACAUGAAGUCGCGCACGAUGAGUAUGUCACCCUCGGUGAGUACGUGGGAGAAGCAAAGAAGAGUGAGAGUGAUCUCACGGAGAAUGAGCGGGCUGGGAUCGAGCUAUUGAAAGAGGAGAGGAAGGAGGUGGCGGAGAAGGAGAAGGAGAAGGAGAAGGGAGAGGUGAGGCCUAUUUGGUUGAGGCCGGCUCAUGAUGGGUUGAGGAUCAGGUUGACGGCACAAGGCGAAGUGAAGGAUUAUACGUAUGACUCGUAAGCUAGCUUAGUUUUUCGGAUGUUUGUGAAUAAUUGUAUCGGCGGAGAAGGUUGUAUGGUUAGGUACUACUUAUUAGGGACGGAGGGAGUUUGUUUGUUAUAUUUAUCUGAUGUUGUAGUACUUGUAUCGUAUUAUCACUUAGAUCCUUAGAUUAUGGUACUUAUACGGAAACACCUGCGUUGUCUAUCAGGCGUGGUACAAUCUAUUGACGUUGC
Molecule: messenger RNA, 1755 nt
Organism: Stereum hirsutum FP-91666 SS1
Lineage: Eukaryota; Fungi; Basidiomycota; Agaricomycetes; Russulales; Stereaceae
Exons: 7
Coding region: 182-1540 (452 amino acids)
Source: RefSeq, a predicted model, not a curated record